Messenger RNA from Rotaria sp. Silwood2, 708 nucleotides. The record is from the annotation of a GenBank genome assembly. NCBI's taxonomy places the organism in Eukaryota, Metazoa, Rotifera, Eurotatoria, Philodinida, Philodinidae.
AUGAAUAAAGAUAUAAAUGUUUCAAUCGAUUCAACUGUUAGAUAUUGUAUUAUUUGUCAUCGUAUAUUUAAUCAAGGCGAAUCUUGGUUCAAUUGUCCAAUUUGUCUUGAUUACAAUGUUUGCGAAAUGUGUAAAACGAUAACACAAACAUCGUCACAUUCUCAUAGUUUAGUUCGUAAAUUCUCUCUUGAUUAUGGAAUAGAAAAAAUCUGUACUCGACCUGAUAUGGCAAGUCGAAUUCUCUCAGCUAUUUAUUUUUAUUCUGAUCGCUCAUGUUUUGGCGUAAGAAAUUUUUCUAAUGAUAAUUCAACUACUAGUGAUACAAAUUUUUACAUUUGGCAAACAUUCAAAGUAAUCGGUGAACGAAUAAAGAACUUUAGUUAUGGAUUAGAACGUUUUAUAAAAGCACGUUGUCAUUUAGCUAUUUGUGCAGCGAAUGGACCUGAAUGGUUAAUAACUGAUUUAGCCUGUAUUUUGCAAGGUAUAAUCAGUGUACCAAUUUAUUGUCAGUUAAACGAUCAUGAUAUGACUUUUAUAAUUAAUCAUACAAAUAUAUCGGUUGUUGUUUGUGAUAAACAUAUAUUACAAAGAUUAAUUCGAUUACAUUCAAAAUGUUCAACAGUACGUCAUAUAAUAUGUAUGGAUUCUAUCUCUGAGAUAAAUUCUGGUAAGUCAUUAUUGUUUUUUUCAAUAUUUCGACUAAAUUAA